AUGACGUUCAUACCAGGAAGACAAAUUUUAGACGGUGUCUUGGUUACUAACGAAAUUAUUGACUAUGCUAAGAGAAAUAAGAAGGAGUGCCUAAUUUGUAAAGUGGAUUUUGCUCAAGCAUAUGAUUGUGUGUAUUGGAAUUUUGUGAAAUUCAUGUUAAAAAGUAUGGGAUUUGGUGAUAGAUGGAUGAAGUGGGUAGAUUUUGUUGUGUUCACAAGCUCCAUGGCUAUAUUGGUAAACGGUAGUCCAACAGAAGAAUUUCAAGUCUCGAGGGGAUUAAGACAGGGAGAUCCACUAUCUCCUUUUUUAUUCAAAAUAGUGGCAGAAGGCUUAGCGGGGAUGGUGAGGCAAGCAUCAUUGGAAGGGUGCUCUUCUCUUUUCAUGCAGGCUGCAGCUUCUUUCUUAGGCUACAAGGUUGAUAUCCUUCCUUUUAAAUUCCUCGGUUUCACUGUGGGAGGUAAUCAAAGAACUUUGAACUUCUGGAAACCGGUUAUCUGUUCAUUGAAAGAGAAAUUAGCAUUAUGGAAAGGAAAACUUCUCUCUAUAGGGGGUAGAGUCACACUUCUGAAUAAUGUGUUGUCCAAUAUCCCGUGCUAUCAGCUGUCGUUUUAUAAGCUACCUCUGAAAGCUGAAAAAGAAAUAAGGGCAAUACAAAUAAAGUUUUUGUGGCAAGGUGUUACGGAUAAGUGUGGCGUGGCUUGGGUUAAAUGGGACAUAUGGGUUUGGAGAUUUUUGGUGGAGGAGGAUUCUAUAUGGAAUGGUGUCAUGAAGCAUAGGUAUGGAGAAUUGAGAUCAAGAUUGUGGAAUUGUGAUGCUGGAAGCUAUGGCGUAAAAGACUCACUUUGGUGGAGAGACUUAAUUGUCCUGUGUGCUAACCCUCAUGGUAUUAUUCACAAUAUUAGAGUCAAGAUUGGUAAUGGAAGUGUGGCUAUAUUUUGGUCCUCUUGCUGGCUGGGAAAUGCUUGUUUGGUUGUCCUUUAUCCAAGCCUGUACCAGGAAACGACUUUCAAAGAAGAUACAAUGAAAAACAUGGGGUACUGGCGUGGAGAAUCUUGGUGCUGGAAUGUUAUCAAAGCGGAAGAGGUGCUUGGCUUGGAGGCGACAGCAGAAUUGGAAGAAUUGCAGGAUUUGUUGAUGGAUAAUACUCUGAAUUUUAAUUGUGAAGAUGUUAUCAUUUGGCCGUUUGACGCGUCAAAGUGCUUUACGGUUCGAUCUUGUUAUAAACUUCUAAUGCAGGCACAUGGCAAUGCAGAAUUGGAGAUUAGUAGCGGUCAAGGGCUGAAGGCAAUUUGGGAGGCCCAGCCAAAUUUUGAUGGGCAUAAAUUCGUUGUCGGGCAAAAUACCAACCAAAAGGACGACAACCAUAUGGUUGACGAUUUGGUGGUGUAUUUGGAAGAUGAGAAACGACAUGAUAUUCAAUAA
Molecule: messenger RNA, 1422 nt
Organism: Vicia villosa (hairy vetch)
Lineage: Eukaryota; Viridiplantae; Streptophyta; Magnoliopsida; Fabales; Fabaceae
Exons: 4
Coding region: 1-1422 (473 amino acids)
Source: RefSeq, a predicted model, not a curated record